CCUAGCUCUUUUUUUAAGUUAAAUUUGAAAUACUUCUUUGCUUAUGGUUUAGUAAUCUCCUUUCUGAUUCUCUUUAUGAUGUUGGUGGUGUCCGGGCCAGCUUGGCACACCUCGACUAUUCCACCUGGUACAUGCUACCUCUCACCACGAUAGGUAUCUGGUAACUCGACCACCAAAACAUAGGCUUAGUAAUCUCAUUUCUAUAAGGACAGAAGAAACCAUUUAAAGUCUGAAAAGAAAGAGGUCAAGUUGUUGAUCUUUCGAUGUCCAUUAACUGCAGAAACAAUGCUCGGGAGAGAAGUACCAUGCCCAGUUUUGGUGAAGGUAGAAACUAGGUAUUGAAGCAUUCCUAGUUUUGCCUUGAACAUGAAAUCAAAGUUAAAGAAUGGCUUAUGUUCUGUGGUGCCUCUUCAUUUACAAGGCGAAUCUGCAACACGUUUUUGCAUGUUUCCCAAAGUGAAGUCAGCUUGCUGUAGUCCAGGCAACACACCUAUUUACCUUAAUGUAUACGACUUGACCCCCGUUAAUGGCUAUUUCUACUGGGCAGGCAUAGGUGUCUUCCAUACAGGGGUGGAAGUUCAUGGUGUUGAAUAUGCUUUCGGAGCACAUGACUAUCCAACGAGCGGUGUCUUUGAACUUGAACCUCGACAGUGCCCUGGCUUUAAAUUUAGAAAGUCAGUUUUCAUGGGAACAACAUAUUUGGAUCCCAUCCAGCUUAGAGAAUUCAUUGAGCGCCAAUCAGUAAACUACAAUGGUGACUCAUAUCAUUUAAUUGCCAAGAACUGUAAUCAUUUCUCAGAUGAUAUCUGUUACAGGUUGACUGGGAAGCGGAUACCUAAAUGGGUGAACCGGCUAGCAAGAGUAGGUUCGUUGUGCAAUUGCAUUCUUCCAGAAGCCCUCAAAACUUCCACGGUACAACAUGGCACAAAUGUUCAAAACUAUGACAGUGAGAAGAGGAAACUAAGAAGCUCUUUCAAUUGUUUGUCUUCAAUCUCAAUGCGUCAAGGUGAGAGAGAAGUAUCAAUGUCAUCGCUGUUCUUGCACUCUCACUAUAAAGGCUGCCUUCCACCUUGGGAAUCCAAAAAAUCUAGAAGCAGGUCUUUGAAGGAAGGAUAAGGUCUUCCUUAUUCUCUAUAUGGACAUCCAUUGUGAAUACUAACUUCUUUGUCGGACUACCAUUACAUCGUAUUUCCAUCUUUGAGCGUCUUGUAUGGCGUAGUUGCUGGCCUCUCAUUUGACUGAUGAAUCGUGCUUUGUUGGCUGAGACUUCAUUUGGCUUGCCGGUGGUGAUUUAUGCCAUUUUCUGAGUUCAGAUUCUGGUGUUACAAGUUCUGCUAUCCAGUUCACAUUUUGGUCAUGCAGGAAGAUCACAUUGCUACAACAGCGUCUUGAGUCCCAGAAAUGUACUAUUUGUUUGUUAUUUCUCAGCCACUUUCUUAUUUGAUAUUGAAAACAGAGACGUUCUUGUUUCUUCUGCUGUAGAAAUUUAGGAGCAAUUUUCAAAGGAUUUUCUUAUUCUUGUAUUUUGAAGCUUAUUAUCACUGCAACAUGAACUAUACUCUAUACUGGGAAGACGCACCUGAGAGACUAGCUUAUUUAAGUUUGAAAAAAAAUGAAGUGGUUACUCUUA
Nicotiana attenuata is the source of this 1630-nucleotide messenger RNA. RefSeq names its product deSI-like protein At4g17486. Gene Ontology annotation, biological process: protein deubiquitination. Lineage: Eukaryota; Viridiplantae; Streptophyta; Magnoliopsida; Solanales; Solanaceae. The coding region runs from base 367 to 1116 and encodes 249 amino acids. The transcript is spliced from 4 exons. Gene Ontology annotation, molecular function: deubiquitinase activity. The record is from RefSeq and is a predicted model, not a curated record.